CGGUUUUGAGAGAGAAGAACAGCACCUACUAGUCCAGUCGGUCUAUGUGAAAUUUCAGUUGCUUGUAUUGGAGAAAUUAACAUGCUGGCACCACUCACUGAACGAGAUCUUAAAUCUGCACUUGUGACUUCUCGUGCUGCUACAAGAAGUGAAGGAUCACCGAAUUUUCCUCCGUGGCUGCAUCAUUCAACAGUGAAAAGCACAUUCGAACCAAACUCCUCGAGUUAGUUUGAAAAACACUACAUUCUUUCCCUGAAUUUAACUGCAAGCCCUUGUCCAGAACUAGAAUUCUUUCUCGCGAAAAACGAAAACGCAAGAUCCAUCUUUUGUGUAGGACACUUAGAAACUAGAAAUCGCUCUGAAAAGACGACUCUUGGCCAGAAAAAGAGAUCAAAACUACAGAAAACUACAGUUUGUUGAAGAUCCAAAAGCUUCUCGGAAGUGGUACAUAGUUUUGACGAAAAAAGGUCUCGCACGGAAAAUUAUUCUCUCAAAAUAAUCCAAUCUAUCCCUAAAAAACCCAUUCAGGUAGCUCGGUAGAGUUAGUCUAGUCCUAUAUCAGAAUUAGAAUACAGCUACGUUGAUUUUAUUGUCAUUUUUCUCUCUUCAGUUCCUUUUUUCGACCACACUAAGCGAAAAUGGCGGAAACCUUCGCAUUCAACGCGGACAUCCAACAGUUGAUGUCCCUGAUCAUCAACACUUUUUACAGCAACAAGGAAAUCUUUCUUCGUGAGUUGAUCUCCAACGCCUCCGAUGCUCUGGAUAAGAUCCGGUACGAGUCCAUCACGGACCCGGAGAAGAUCGAGUCGCAGCCCAACUUCUUCAUCAAAAUCAUCCCGGACAAGACCAACUCCACUCUGACGAUCGAAGACAGCGGAAUCGGAAUGACCAAGAAUGAGCUCGUCAACAACUUGGGUAUUCAUGGAAGAGUUUUUUUGUUGAUGUGUUUCGUUUCUGUUGGUGGAAAGAGUUUUCGCGGGCAAGGUGUUGAAAGAAUUUUCAUUCACAAGUUCUGUGUGAAUACCUGGUGUGCCACUUUCAUUUUGAACAGGUACGAUCGCGAAGUCCGGAACCAAGGCCUUUAUGGAGGCUAUGUCCGCUGGUGGCGAUGUUUCCAUGAUCGGUCAGUUCGGCGUGGGUUUCUACUCCGCCUACCUAGUUGCCGACAAGGUGCAAGUCGUUUCCCGCAACAACGACGAUGAACAGUACAUCUGGGAAUCCGCGGCCGGUGGGUCCUUUACCGUGGUCAAGGACACCGAGCAGGUGUUCGGUGAAGUCAAGCGCGGAACCAAGAUCGUCUGCCACCUUAAGGAGGACAUGACGGAGUUCCUGGAGGAGCGCCGCCUGAAGGACCUGGUCAAGAAGCACUCCGAGUUCAUCGGAUUCCCGAUCGAGCUGUACAUCGAGAAGUCCGAGGAGAAGGAGGUAAUGUGGGCUUUUUGUUGCGCGCUUUGUUACCGGUGUCUCAUUGUUGAAAUGUUUUGUAAAAUCUGCGAAGCGCGUGCCCGCUUCCUUGGCAAUCAAUAUAUGAAACCGGCGUAUUAAACAGGUCACCGACUCCGAGGAUGAGGAGGAAGAGAAGAAGGAGGACGAGGAAAAAGAGGGUGACGAGCCGAAGGUUGAGGAAGUCGAUGAGGAAAAGGAGAAGGAGGAGAAGGCCAAGAAAACGAAGAAAGUCAAGCAGAUCUCGCACGAGUGGGAGCAGCUGAACAAGACCAAGCCGAUCUGGAUGCGCAAGCCGGAUGAGGUCACCAACGAGGACUACGCGGCCUUCUACAAGGGUCUCUCCAACGACUGGGAAGACCACCUCUCGGUACGUGCUUCUUUUGAUAUUCGUGCUUCUGCAUUUUGGUUCUUGUGAUGUUGUGUCAGGCCAAAAACUGGUGCGGUACCGUUGAUCCUACUCCGCGAUGCUCAUCUUCCCCACGUCUCCUCUACUACGGUGGAGACGCGGGUCCUAUGCCAUCGCCACAGCAAAGUUGAAGUUUCUUCCAUGCAAGAAAUUCUGGCUUUCUCGUGAGUUUCUUGUCCAUAUGGCUUCUGACAGCGUUUUUUGAUCUUGUGUCAGGCCGAAAACUGGUGCAGUGCCCUUGAUCCUACUCCGCGAUGCUCAUCUUCCCCACGGCUCCUUCACUACAGUGGAGACGCGGGUCCUAUGCCAUCGCGACAAGAAAGUUGAAGUUUCUUCCAUGCAAGAAAUUCUGGUGGCUUUCUCGUGAGUUUCUUGUCCAUAUGGCUUCUGACAGCGUUUUUUACGGACACUGCUUGCUUGGCUUUCUUCAAUUUCGCACACAUUGCUAGCGUACUUGUGGUUUUCGUUCAUUUACUUUGACAUCGAUCUAAAAUUUCAAAAUCGGCUUUAUCCAACAGGUCAAGCACUUUUCCGUCGAGGGUCAGCUGGAAUUCAAGGCUCUGCUGUUCGUCCCGCGCCGAGCUCCGUUCGACAUGUUCGAACAGAAGAAGAAGCGCAACAACAUCAAGCUGUACGUGCGUCGUGUCUUCAUCAUGGACGACUGCGAGGACAUCAUCCCGGAAUGGUUGUCCUUCGUUAAGGGAGUUGUCGAUUCCGAGGAUUUACCGCUGAACAUCUCUCGUGAGACCCUGCAACAGAACAAAAUCCUGCGUGUCAUCAAGAAGAACUUGGUCAAGAAGUGCCUGGAAAUGUUCGCCGAAAUCGCGGAGAACAACGAGGACUACAAGAAGUUCUACGAACAGUUCUCCAAGAACUUGAAGUUGGGCAUCCAUGAAGAUUCCACCAACCGCAACAAGGUCGCGGAACUCAUGCGUUACCAAACCUCCAAAUCCGGCGAUGACCUCAUCUCCCUCAAGGAAUACGUCGACCGCAUGAAGGAAGGCCAAGAAGACAUUUACUACAUCACUGGCGAAUGCGUCGCUGCCGUGGACGCGUCUCCGUUCAUCGAGACCUUGAAGAAGAAGGGCCUCGAGGUACAGAAACGGUCGUUGUUGCCUUUUUCUUCGGUAUGCAUUUGCAUGAUUAUAUUAUAGAAUGUACGUGACGCAAAAUCCAAAAUAGGAUUUGAUGGCUUUUGUUUUUGACCCAGAUAUAUUGAUUUGAAAAUUAAUUUCUUCCACCAGGUUCUGUACAUGGUCGACCCGAUCGAUGAGUACUGCGUGCAGCAGUUGAAGGAAUUCGACGGUAAGAAGCUGAAGUCCGUUACCAAGGAGGGCUUGGACCUCGAAGACGAGGACGAGAAGAAGAAGCUGGAGGAGCAGAAGGCCUCCUUCGAGAGCUUGUGCAAGCUGAUCAAGGAGGUCCUGGGCGACAAGGUCGAGAAGGUGAUGGUGUCCAACCGUAUCAGCGAGUCUCCGUGCGUGCUUGUCACGUCCGAGUACGGCUGGUCCGCAAACAUGGAACGAAUCAUGAAGGCACAGGCGCUCCGCGACUCCAGCAUGACCUCCUACAUGGUCAGCAAGAAGACCAUGGAACUCAACCCGAACCACGCCAUCAUGAAGGAACUCCUCGCCAAGGCCACCGCCGAUAAGGGCGACAAGACCGUCAAGGACCUGAUCUGGUUGUUGUUCGAUACGUCGCUCCUGACGUCCGGCUUCAAUUUGGACGAGCCGACCCAGUUCGCGGGCCGCAUCCACCGCAUGAUCAAGCUCGGAUUGUCUCUGGAUGACGACGAGGAUGAGGCUGAUGAGGACCUCCCGCCUCUGGAAGAGGUCGAGGGCGCCGACGCCGAGGCUUCCAAGAUGGAAGAGGUCGAUUAAACGACGUUUCCGACGAAACGGAGGUAAAAAGCACGUUUGAUAUUGCGACACAGGUACUCUCUCAGUUUCCGAUAACAACACGUACAAAAGGAACUUGAAUUAUUUCUUAUCCCAUAAUUCUGAAAUAGGCUAUGGCUAGACUUCGAGCGAUUUUUUGAAUCGAAACAGACGAGUGGCAGUAACAAACUGCUCGUUUUUUUGAUUGCUGUUAAACUAUGUCUUGCACGACACAACGAACAAGAGACCAUUGUGCGCUGCAGUUUGGUUUCGAGGCUGUCGUUGAUGAGAAUCGAGAAUUAAUUCGAAAAUUUGCAGUGUAUUUGGGACAACCGAAGAAUGCGUAAAAUUUCUUAGAAUACUGCUAUCACGACAUCGUUUCUCUCUGAAAAGAAGAUCAGAUAAUCAAGUGCAGAUCCCGGGACAGAAGAAGACUCAUUUAUGUACACGUUUGAAUCGUAACAACAAGGUAUCUAAUGCAUCCCGCGGAAUAUCAAAACCGAUGGAAUGCAGUAGCGCCUUUGUUCUUUUUUAUUUGAAGAAUGCAACACGAACAGUCUUCAUAACCACUAGAAAUGCCACUACCUAAAACUAUUCCUAUACGAAAUGUACAGACGUGAUUUCUUCAGACUCUCGAUCUUGCUAUCCAUGUAUGGGUGAAAAUUUUUAACCGAAGACUCCUAUCCGCGUCGGGAACACCACGGCAUCUUAUGUCCAAAAAACCGCUUUUUCAACCACCAAAAACCUUUCUACUCCGAUGUAAUUUGCUGCCCCUCGCAAGGGAGGAAUAGGAUAAUGAAAAUCAAAAUCUUGUGAACCCAUAUGAAU
This is a messenger RNA of Amoebophrya sp. A120, 4557 nucleotides long. The record is from the annotation of a GenBank genome assembly. Lineage: Eukaryota; Dinophyceae; Syndiniales; Amoebophryaceae.